This is a messenger RNA of Onthophagus taurus, 1160 nucleotides long. RefSeq names its product ras GTPase-activating protein-binding protein 1. Gene Ontology annotation, molecular function: structural constituent of chitin-based larval cuticle. The record is from RefSeq and is a predicted model, not a curated record. Gene Ontology annotation, cellular component: chitin-based extracellular matrix. NCBI's taxonomy places the organism in Eukaryota, Metazoa, Arthropoda, Insecta, Coleoptera, Scarabaeidae.
CCGCGAUCUGAUACGGUUUAGUUGUUGUAAUGUUGGUGUGAGAAAAUAUUUAAAAGGUUUAUUUUCUUCUUCUUAGUGGUUAUAAGAUGAGGCUGUCAUUUUUCUUUCUCUGUUUUAUCACCAUCCUUUAUAAAACAACCGCUCAAGUUCCACCACGUUUAGCAAUCCCCGGAGCAGUUUUAGUAACAUCCCAGCAAUCGAGACCUGUUCAAUCAAGACCGCGUCCAUCUCAACAAACAUUCCAAGAUAUCCCCAUAAGAAGGAAAACGAGUUUCAACGCCAUUCCAUCUCCAACCCGCGAAACUCGCCCUGUAAUUGAAGAAUCCGAGGAUAUCCCACAACCUUUCAGCUCAACGUUUGAAGCUGAAGUAGCCAAAUUAGGGUUAAGUUCUUUGCAAUCAGGAAUUGGUCAAGCGGUGAGUUCAGCGGAAGAAGAAGAAGAGGAGGAACCGCAAAGGGCUGUUGCUUUUAGACCGGAAAGACCGGUUCCGGUUUCGCGUGAAGAUAUCCGAGCUCCAUCUCGCCCUGCUCCUCUUCCUCAACAACGCCCGGUUCAAAUCGCUCAACAAAGACCGGCGACACCAACGAGGCAAGCGCCACUUUUCAGAGAAAGUAUAGUAAACGUUAGACAACAAAUUAGACAGGAAUCAAGGGACGAAGAAGAAAAUAUCCCAAUAAGGAGACCCCAACCCAUCAGACCUUCCAUUACUCAAGAAUAUCGAGCUCCCGUUCGGGCACAACCACUUCCGGUUCGCCAACAAGUUCAAUACGAAGAUGAAGAUCCUAAAAGAAACAAAAAUCGUAAACCUCCAGUUCAAAUUUUAAGAAAAUAUAGAACUGAUAACGAAGAUGGAAGUAUCACGUGGGGAUAUGAAAACGAGGAUGGAACUUUUAAAGAGGAAACGAUAGGAAUUGAUUGUAUCGUAAGAGGAAAAUACGGUUACACAGAUCCUGAAGGUACUCGAAGGGAAUAUACUUACGAAGCUGGCGGUGUUUGUGAUGAACCCGAAGAAGAAUUAAUUCUUCAAGAACCCGGCCAACCAAUCCGAGCUCAACCACCACCAAAAGGAGGCAAAAAAUUGUAUAGACUUCCGGUUUAAGUACCUAAAAAUAAGUAAAUUUAGAUAUUAAUCAGGUUUUAAUUGAAAAUUUUGAUUUAA